Molecule: messenger RNA, 724 nt
Organism: Cygnus atratus (black swan)
Lineage: Eukaryota; Metazoa; Chordata; Aves; Anseriformes; Anatidae
Gene: FAM167B
Product: family with sequence similarity 167 member B
Exons: 2
Coding region: 1-546 (181 amino acids)
Source: RefSeq, a predicted model, not a curated record
AUGGCCCUGGGGCAGCUGAGCUUCAGCGAGCUGGGUGCCGAGGAGCCACCCAUGGGCGAGGAGAGCCUGGCGGGCCUCAAGGCGCUGACGGCCAAGCUGAAGCUGCAGACGCGGCGCCCUUCCUACCUCGAGUGGGAGGCCAGGGUGCGGGGGCAGCCCUGGGGCAGCCGGGCCCCCAGCGGGGCGGAGGGGACCCCGGGGCACCCCAGGGGCGAGCGGGACGGCGGCGUCUGCGGCUUUCCCACCGUGGGGGCGGCUCUGGAGUGGCUCAGGACGGAGCUGCAGGAGCUGCAGGCUGCGGACCAGCGCCUGGCGCAGCAGCUGAUGCGCCUGCGGGCGCAGCUGCACCGGCUGAAGGUGGAGCAGGCCUGCCACCAGCACAAGGAGAUGCUGGACGAUGCCACCUUCGGCCUCGAGGGCUGCGAGGAGGACUCGGACCUGCUCUGCAACAUCCCUCCCAAGGCCGCCUUCCUGCUCUCCAUGCCGCUGAAGCACAUUGGCGUCACCCGCAUGAACAUCAACUCCCGGCGGUUCUCCCUCUGCUGAGCGUGGCAGGGCCCCGUGGGCACCCAUGGGUGCACCCAGGCUCGGUGGGGCUCGCGGGUGCCUCCUGAAGCACUGUGGGGAUGGCAGGGCUGGGGCUGAGCUCCCUCUUGCAGGAGGUGCUCAGUGCUGUGGGAAAUGCCACUGUCCCCGUGGGACACAGGGUGUCCUGGGGCACCCG